Molecule: messenger RNA, 3772 nt
Organism: Psylliodes chrysocephalus
Lineage: Eukaryota; Metazoa; Arthropoda; Insecta; Coleoptera; Chrysomelidae
Source: the annotation of a GenBank genome assembly
CUAAAUGUUGUAGUAAGAAACAAAGAAGUAAAAGAUUCUUUUAUCGAUUGGCAAAACGUCACUUUCUGUAUUUUAUUUUAAAUUUUCCUCGUAUUUUGAACAAUUUUCUAUCAACCCCCGUAUUCAAUUAAAUAACGUUCGUUCCAAGCAAUAAGCGGAAGAAAAUUCGCUUUCCACGGACAAUCCAAACUCAACCAUCUUUUCCAUUGGGCAUUCGCAAUUUCACAGAGCUCAUAUUGCGAAUGAGCAUGUCAAAGCAAGAAACAAAUCAAUACUCAGGCUUUCCCGACCAGUUCGUCAAGAAAAUCGCCGGAAAAUUCAUCUAAAAAAUCGGGAAAUUUUCGGGAAAUUCUUUUAUAUAAGAGAUUAUAAAAUAUUGAACUUUAUAAAUUUGUUUAAAUGUUAAAUGGUGGUGUAAAGUUUACGGGUAGUGGCUUUUUUUUCGGAAAACUCGGGAAUUUUUCGUGACUUUGCCGGCGCACGUACGUAGGUAUAAUGAAUAAUUGCGUUGUUCGACAUGAGUAGCUAAAUAUUUAUAGCAUAAAUGAUUCAUUAAGACAGAAUUGUUCAACAGAACUUUGUCGAGUGUAGCAAGGAGAGUAGGUGAGGAAAUUGGAAAAUUUGUGGAUAUGGCAUCGAAAGUUAUGGUCAAAAUACCUGUCGCUCCUUUUGGCAAGGUGAACAAAAAAUCAGGUAAUGUCAACGGCGACAUAGUUGUUUCAUCGAGACCAACUGACAUCUCGACCCGAUCCACAGAUAUCCAGAGAAGUCCUGAACAGAGUCGGAUAGCUCAACUUGAACAAAAUAUCCGGUUUUUACAGGAGCAGCAUCAGCUCAUGCUCACUGGCUUACACAACGAAAUUGAGAAAUUGAAGACCAGAAAUCGAGAACUACAGUUCCAAUUAGUUUUUGUGAAAGGAUCUCCUUCUUUGAGCUCAGCAUCAUCUCCAGAAGAUGAAACCAAACAUAAGGUAUUUACGAGCCCGACACCAUUUAAUAAGACGCCUCUGCAAAUAGAGAUCUUAGAAAAAGAACUAGGGGAACUGAAACUGCAAUCUCAAGAAACAGAUAGUAGAAACGCCUAUCUUUCAGCUAUAGUAGACGAGCAGAAAAAAAAACUGGAACGAUACGAACGUGAUCGCGAAAAAGAACGAGAACGCGCAGGUCAACCUGAUCCGGAGCUGUUGCGCAAACUAGACGAUGCAGAAACAAUCAUACGAAGACUUCGCAGAGAGAAUUCCGACUUAAGACGAGAAAAUUCGGCUGGACAAUGUUCUCCGCGCGAAGUUGCGUAUUCGCAGCAUCAGAGAAACGGGGAGAAUGGGUUUUCUUCGCCGAGGAAUGGUCAACAUGGACAACAAGGACAGCAUUCUGGACGAGGAAAUGGUGGACGGUAUAGAGGAAAUAAUGGGCAUUAUAGGGGAAACUGGUUCCCUCCUUUGCACUCUCAAAGUUAUUGGCAAGGUGGCCGAAACCACGAAAGAUCCUCACAAGGUGAAAAUAGCGUAGGCUUACCAAGCCUUCAAGGCAACGAUGGGCACUAUCAAAGUAGAAGAGGCUCGAAUAACAACCACUACAACGGCGAAAACAGGAAAUACAGGGGAGGUCAGAAGAACGGCGGCAAACAGACGUAAUUUGUACUAGAAUUUAUCCACUAGAUGCUUUUAAAGGCUGUCAUAUUUUUAAUAAUUUGAAUAUAUAAAUGUUGAACUAGAAGAAUUUUCCCAGAUGGAAAAAACUUGAGGAGAAGAUGGAACUGAAGAAGAUAUAUAUAUAAUCGAUGGGAUUGAGAGAGGAAAUAAUUUUAAUUGCAAUGUUUUAAGAUGAAAUAUUGAUAAAAAGGUUUAAAAAUUUAACAGUUAGAAACAGGAGAUAACUUUGUCAAGUAUGAUAUUUUUAAAUAUUGAAUAUCUAUAAAAAGUCUGUGUAGAUUGAUUCAAAAGUAAAUGCCAUUUUUUUUAUAAAGAGAAUGAAUUUUGCUUUUGUUUCUAUCGUUGUUUUAUAAUAAUAAAUUGGUAUAGAAAAAAAUAAAAAAAUAAAAGAUUGAAGUAUUGGUCUAAUAAUAUUAUUCAGUUAUUUCAUGUUGAGACCUUGCAAUGGAAAUUUGGAAAAAGUAAUAAUAGAAAUUGAUACCAAAUGAAAUUUAUGCUUUUCCCACCUGGGAUUAGAAUUUAAAAAAUAUUAAAACUUUCAAUAUUAGAUCCAAAGUGUUCGUGCGUCGGUGUUGAAAAAUCGGAACAAAAAUAUAUAGCGAUUUAAUUUGAGGCUGAAGGGUGCCAAAAUCGUCAACUUCCUUUCAAAAAAAUCAAAACUGAAUAUUAUAGUGGGGUUUCAAAAACUUUAUGUUACAGUAUAACAUAACAAGAAUGGUAAAUAUAUUGCGCACGGAUGGAAAAAUUUCAAAAGAUGCAUGUAGCGUCGAAUGCUAAACCCUCGAGUGUUGUAGGUACUAUACUUUUUCUACGAUCACGAUAAAUAUAUAAAAAUACUUAAAUUGUUGAAAUAGUACCUUAAAUCUUUUGAGUGAUUGUUCCGUAUACUUCUCUAUUUAGUCUCUUCAUUGAAAUCGGGAAUAUUAAAUAAAAUUUAUCCCAUCUGGCACAGAAUGAUUUCUUGAUGCUAUAAUUCAGUUAUUUAGAGGCUUUUUAAUCUUUGCAAUAAUACCAACGAUUACCAUCAAUUUUAUCAUCUAAGAAAUUAAAAUAAAACUCAAAAUUUAAAUUUCAAGGGCAACUAGUUUCGGUCAAAUUUUACCAUCAUCAGGCAAAAUAAUUUGUUAACAAAAACAGCAAUAAAAGUUUAUUUGGAACUUCAUUGGUAUUUAAAAAACACAUGGUAAAAAAACCUUCUUAUGAUGAAAGUAAGAUUAAACAAUUUAAAAGUUAAUGUUUGAGAUAUUGAUAACCUUGUUACCCUAUCUAAAACCUUUUUAUAUUCAUUCAUAAAUACUGAGUGUUCUGACUUUUAUGUAACAUAGUAAACUUAUCUUAAAAGCGUAUUUACAAUAGUGAUCGUAGAAAAUAUGUUUUUAUAUCUAUUUUCCAGAAAAUAUGAUUUUUAAUAAAAAGUUGGUAAAAGAAACGAAAAAUAAUUUUGAAUAAAUUUUUAGAUAUUUUUUAUCGUAUACGAGGAAGAUUGAAAAAUAUAUAGCCCGCUGGCAUUGUUACAAAAAAAAAAUCUGUAAAAUUGAGAAUCGUUGUUUUUUAUCAAAUUUUGUAAAAAAAAUAUUUUCUAAAGAAUUGGUAUUUUAAAAUUUUUACCAUAGGUAUACUUUAAAUUUUUUGAAAUCCAAUUUUUUUUUAAUUCCCUUUUUAGAGCAAAACAGAAGGAAGUUUGGGUGGUUCGAAUGUACCUACUGGUCUACAUACAAUAUUUUUCAUUCAAUAAUAGGUAUUUCAUUUAAAAGUAUCUAUGCGAAACAUACAGAUACCUUUACGUGCUAUUUUCUUGGUGGAUUAGAAUAUACAAAAUAAAUUAUUUGUUUUGGCACAAAUGUAUUUCUUGCCUAAAGUAUCUAAACUGACUUUUUGUGCUUAUCAGUGAUCUGAAAAAUAAGAAUGGUGUAUUUUUUAAAGAAAUAGUCACCAUACUUUAAAAAUGCUAUAAUAGCAUGAGAUAUAAUGGACGUUUUGAACGGUAUAUGCAGGGUGUCCAACUUUAUAUUGACAUAUUUUAGUUGAUUAUUGUAUCUCCAAAACAAUUCAAUUUUAUUAAAUUGGUUUGGUCUACAAUUACUCUUUUCUUUUAUAUUUUACCACAUUAUACAGUACCG